AUGUCGGGUGAGUCGAGCUCCAGGCAUCUCGCACGGGAGCACCCACUAACCGAUACCAGCAACCUGUCAUGGUCCACCGACGACCAGGCCCUUGCGCAGACCUUUGAGCGGUUUGGCGACAUUGAGAAGGCUACCGUUGUCAUGAGAGACGGCAGGAGCGCUGGCUUCGGCUUCGUUGACUUCAGCGAUGACCAGGCCGCCAAGACUGCCAUCGAUGAGAUGAACAACUCUGAACUUGAUGGACGUACCAUUACCGUCCAGGAGCGGAUCCAAAGGUCCGGUGGCUUCGGCGGUGGCCGGGGACGUGGUGGCGGCUUCAGCCGAGGCGGACGUGGUGGUUUCAACCGUGACGGUGGUGGUGGUUACGGCCGCGACGGUGGCUACGGCGGCCGCGACGGUGGCUACGGCCGCGACAACGGAUACAGCCGUGGAGAUUCGUACCGCGGCGGCGGACGUGGUGGCGGCUGGGGACGUGACAGUGGCCGUGACAACGGCUACUCUGGUGGCAAUGGCAGCCGGGAGGAGCCUUACUAA
Diaporthe citri is the source of this 534-nucleotide messenger RNA. RefSeq lists its product as uncharacterized. NCBI's taxonomy places the organism in Eukaryota, Fungi, Ascomycota, Sordariomycetes, Diaporthales, Diaporthaceae. Gene Ontology annotation, molecular function: RNA binding. Bases 1 to 534 code for a protein of 177 amino acids. The transcript is spliced from 3 exons. The record is from RefSeq and is a predicted model, not a curated record.